AGCGGUCUUCAUGAUACAACGACAGCACGACGUUGACAGCCGACAUAGUAGACUUGCAUACAAUUAUGAUAAUGUUCCUGCAUCCGGCUCGCAAUAUGAGAAACGGGGAAUCUCAUCCUCGAGAUCACAACCUUGCGUAUACGUAGAGUGUUCACUCAGCCUCUAGAUUCUUGACAAGCCUCUAACAAUGGAUUGCUCCAUCAAUUUAUCUGGAAUUGAUAUGAAUGACCCCGAGACCGUGGCAGUAUAUACUCGGCUUGUUCGAUUUCAGUCGGAUAUAUUCUCGGAAGAAAUAGCAUUUGGCGAUCCGGACAGUUCUCUACGGAGAAUAAUCCAUGAUUUGGCUCAUCGCCUAGGCUUGGAAUUUGAAUUCUCCUUGCUCACUAGAUGCGCAAGAGUUACGAGACCAAUCCCUGCAAAUCCCUAUUAUACUAGUAAAGACCAGGUCUUCACACCUUCUACUCUCAAUGGAUGCGAUACUGCAGGCUAUCCAGUCUGGUUCUAUGCUGGAGCGCAGACUGGAGAGAUUGACUUUGUUGCCGAAACCAUUGUAUCUGAAGCCAGGUCUCCAGCUACUUUCGCAUAUCCUGGUCUAGAUUUGUCCUCUAGCAAAGUGGAUAACACGAGCCUGUCAACAACUUCUACCUCAAACUAUGCGAGCUACUAUGGCUCUAUUGAUACGAGUCCAGCAUUGGGCUUGUUGGCCGGCCCCACCAGUUCGGCUACCAGUACCGGAAAGAUAGACCACCCAAGAGCGUUCAACAACUCAUCCGUCAAAAGAUCGAACUCAGCUGCAUCUACAUGCUCCAAGAAUCAGGAGACAGUCUUUGACGCACGCGCGGGGCAAUCCGUCUCAUCUAGGUCUUCGCCAUCUGUGCGGAGAGGUACAAUGGACUCGACGUCUCGAGAGUCAAUGAAAGCAGUGAAAGCUGUUGGAGCAUGCUGGAGAUGCAAGUACCUGAGAAAGACUUGCGAAACCUCCGACCCGUGCGAGGCCUGUCCGAAGCCAUCCCAGAAGUCCACGAACACGAAUUGGGGGCUCGUUGGAUGCAGACGUGGCCCAUUUGCAGAUCAUCUGCCAGUGAUACGUCUUUGCACGGGAACAGGCGCUAAGACUACGAUAGAUCAAGAUGUGCGGAGUCAAGGAGAAUCAAUGCGUGAAGGACAGAACUCGCCAGCCGUCAACAGCGAUAACUCAUUCUGGAAGGCCCAGACCAAAGAGCGGAAUGAUGACAUUGAAUCGAUAAAGGCAGCUGAUGAUCCCGAGAAAAAGUUCUUCGAAUUGAUAUUCGGACAUGCUGAGAGCAUCAAAUGCUGGAAGCCACUGCACAGACUCCAAUAGAAACGGACUUGCGAUUCUUGCCAACCUUUCUUGGCGAAAUCAAUUAGAAACCUGGACGAAUGUAUUAUUGCUAUACUCUGGGAAGCAAGCCGCUGUAAUUUAUCUCAAGACGUACUGACUGCUGGUAAAACUUCAAUCUUGUCCAAUUUAUGGGAUGCAGCAGCAUUUUUUCGCUCGGCUUCAUCGUAUCAAUCCGAAUACAAGAGCAAUAAUUUGAUCACGCUCGCGCUUGACUGUCUGCGAAACUGCCUUGAGCUUUUGCGCUUAACCAACUCAGUGUGUAAUCACAAGUUCGUCCAUCAAGAUUGCGAUAA
This is a messenger RNA of Mollisia scopiformis, 1656 nucleotides long. RefSeq lists its product as uncharacterized. The record is from RefSeq and is a predicted model, not a curated record. The coding region runs from base 188 to 1342 and encodes 384 amino acids. Lineage: Eukaryota; Fungi; Ascomycota; Leotiomycetes; Helotiales; Mollisiaceae. The transcript has 5 exons.